Molecule: messenger RNA, 3181 nt
Organism: Sorex araneus (European shrew)
Lineage: Eukaryota; Metazoa; Chordata; Mammalia; Eulipotyphla; Soricidae
Gene: GPRC5A
Product: G protein-coupled receptor class C group 5 member A
Exons: 4
Coding region: 59-1141 (360 amino acids)
Biological process (GO): G protein-coupled receptor signaling pathway; visual perception
Cellular component (GO): extracellular exosome; signaling receptor complex; intracellular membrane-bounded organelle
Molecular function (GO): G protein-coupled receptor activity; protein kinase activator activity; sevenless binding
Source: RefSeq, a predicted model, not a curated record
UGUUCCAGCCCGUCCGUCCGUUCCGUUCGUCCGUCGGCGCCCAGACCCAGGGAACAUAAUGUCGGCCUCAACCACCCGGCCCCCCGGCUGCGGCUCGAGCCUGCUCCCCAAGUACUUUAGACUUUGUGACACGAAUCAGAUUUGGGGCAUCGUCCUGGAGGCUCUGGCCGCCUUGGGGGCGGUGACCACGGUGGCCUUCAUCCUGGCCCUCUUCAUCCUCGUCUGCAAAGUGCAGGACUCCAGCAAGAGGAAGCUGCUGCCCACGCAGUUCCUCUUCCUGCUGGGGGUGCUGGGGGUCUUCGGCCUCACCUUCGCCUUCAUCAUCCACCUGGACCGCACCACGGGCCCCACGCGCUUCCUCCUCUUCGGCGUCCUCUUCGCCCUCUGCUUCUCCUGCCUCCUGGCGCACGCCCUGACGCUGACCAGGCUGGUGUGCGGCCGGAAGCCCCUGUCCCUGCUGCUCAUGCUGGCCCUGGCCAUGGGCCUCAGCCUGGUGCAGGACGUCAUCGCCGUGGAGUACGUGGUGCUCACCAUGAACAGGACCCACGCCGACGUCUUCUCCCAGAUGACCCGCGAGCGGCGCAACGAGGACUUCGUCCUGCUGCUCAUCUACGUCAUGCUGCUGAUGGUGCUGACCUUCCUGGCUGCCUCCCUCACCUUCCGCGGCACCUUCUCGGGCUGGAAGAGGCACGGGGCCCACAUCUACCUCGCCUCGGUGCUCUCCAUCGUCAUCUGGGUGGCCUGGAUCACCAUCCUCUUCCUCCACCGCUUCGGUCCCCAGUGGGACGACACCAUCCUCAGCACCGCCCUGGUGGCCAACGGCUGGGCCUUCCUGCUGGCCUAUGUCCUCCCCGAGUUCUGCCUGCUCACCAAGCAGCAGAACCCCCUGGACUACCCCGUCGAGGACGCCUUCUGCAAGCCGCAGCACAUGAAGCAGCAGAGCUACGGCGUGGAGAACAGAGCCUACUCGCAGGAGGAAAUCACCCAAGGUCUGGAAGAGAUGGGGGACACGCUCUACGCCCCGUACUCCACCCACUUUCAGCUGCAGCCCCAGAACCCGCAGAAGGACUUCUCCAUCCCCCGCGCGCAGACGCACACCAGCCCGUACAACAACUACGAGGGCAGGAAAGACGGCAGCUAACUCGGCCCGCGGAGCACGGAGCGGCCCACACGGCAAGUCAGCCCACGCGGGUCCCCCGGGCCCCUCGCAGAGCACUGGAGAGUGCUGGCCUCCCGGCCUGGACCGCCGGACACUUUAAGGAACUUCUUUUCGGUGGGACCUUCCAGUGCACCCCCUCCUCUCCCUGCCAUUCAGCCUGUGACUAGAGACUCGCCCAGCCUCGGGCUGGCUCGGGGACCCUCCGGGAGCCCACCUUGCGAGUCUGCAGAGCAACAGCGAGCCCAGCCCUGGCGCUGUCCUGGCCGGAUCCACACUGGAAGCCAGUUUCCUGGCACCCCGCAUCUCGCCUGGGCACGGAGCACCCUGGCCUUGCUUCUCUUAGUGACACUGCAGAGCUCAGGGGCUGUCUGGGGUCCCUGGCACCACCGGGUUCCCUGUGGCGCUGUUCCCAUGCCUACUGCCACCCCUUCCCUGAUCUCUCCUGCACACACGCCCCCCACCUCACCUCAGAGUUCACCGGCACCUCACUGGUGUGGAUGAGCCCCUUACUCUGGACUUGGGGGUGGGGGGAACUUGGGUGCUGUUGUCACUGUCUCUUCCGGUCCUUACUCCUCCUCCCCCCCUUGCUCCUUCGCCUCGUGAAGAGAUUGACGCUGUGCUCAUCUUCUGCAUCUGUAAGCGGGCACUGUCUCCUGCUGACGCGGAGGGGGUCCUUGUACAAUAAGUUAUUCUUUCCCUCACGGAAAUGCAAUAAAGAAGCAUGUGGGGGCAACAAGUGCCUAGCCCUGGGCACCAGGGGGCGCUGGCGGGCUGCCCAAAGCCCAAGUUCAACGGCCCCUGUGUUACGUGUCUCGGCUCCCUCUCCUCCCCACGCAAACCCAGUGUGUUUCCUUCCAUUUUUGAGGGUGAGGGGAGGAGCGUGAAGGGGUCACGGACCCUGGGCCCAGCCAGGCAGUGGCAGCCGCACAGGAAAGGCAGGGUGGGGGCCUCAGAGCCGCUCUCAUGGUUAACUUGAGGUUAAAUUGUGGGAGAGGACAAACCCAGAUUCCGUAUUUGACAGAUUUGGUUCACAAUACCUCUCGAGAUGUCACGCAAUUAUUAUUGGGUUAAUCCCACGAGUGGCUCCGUGGGGCAGGGCAGCCGGAAAUGGUGUCAGAACAAUGAAAAAUAAAUCACUUGUGUACAGAAAUGGAGUGACGUUUUAAAGCAUUCCUCACCUGCGUGAGGGAAGUCCCUUCAAAAGCCUCAUUCCAAGCUUUUCGGGGAGAGGUGAGCGAGCCAUGAGGCUGACUCAGAGAGAUUUAUGGCCCACAGCUAUUUGGUUGAUUGUGUCUCACAUGAUUUUGCCCUAACAUUAGCCUCAUUUUGUGUUGAAAAGAGGGAAAUACCUAAGAAUGAUCUAGAUUCUUCUGGAGCAUUCCAGUCUUUUCCAAGAGGAAAAGCAACAGCUUCCUGUAUGAUAACUAUCACAGACUAGGUACCUCACCCCUCUGCACUUUUCUAUCAGCCACGCAAGGGGGCCUGAGGGAAAGCUUGAGCCACAGAAGAUUCUGGAACUGAUGUCUCCAUAGUGAAAUCGGCUGCCUGGUUUGUCUUGUGCUUGUAUUGUGUGUCCCUCUGUUGCAAAAACAGGGAGUGUUUGUUGAAACGGCACUUCUGGACGUUGGGUUUCCUGAGUCUAGAUACACAGGCCCUCGGCUCACCAGGGUCCCUUUCCCCGUGUGGUGGGACAGCGCCUGUCACGGUGUGGCUGCGGGCCCGUCGGGCUUAUGUCUUCUGCACUUAACUCAUUUCUUCAAAGAGGACCACCACGGGGGCGGAAACAUCACCACCUGGAGGCUGAGCGGCAACACAGAAUGUGCAAACUUAGCCCAAGUCAGCCUUGGGGGAUGCCUCUGGCUGAUGGCUGGGGGCCCCAGAAGGCGUCUCUGAGACCAGUGGGUGGUAAUGAAAGGACGCAGCUAGGGCGCCUUCAUCUUUCAUUGUCAGGUGGACUCUCGAAGCCCCAGGAUGCCAUCCCCCAUGAGACCACUAGAUGGCAGCAAAACACCAGGAAUCAAU